This is a messenger RNA of Cygnus olor (mute swan), 4705 nucleotides long. RefSeq names its product interleukin 7 receptor (gene IL7R). Gene Ontology annotation, biological process: hemopoiesis; cytokine-mediated signaling pathway; positive regulation of receptor signaling pathway via JAK-STAT. The record is from RefSeq and is a predicted model, not a curated record. Lineage: Eukaryota; Metazoa; Chordata; Aves; Anseriformes; Anatidae. Gene Ontology annotation, molecular function: cytokine receptor activity; protein binding. Gene Ontology annotation, cellular component: external side of plasma membrane; membrane. The transcript has 8 exons. Bases 805 to 2190 code for a protein of 461 amino acids.
GGUGCAGCCAGUGCUAUGCAGGAGCUUGCUCUCCUCUCUCAGGUCUUCUGCUCGCUUGUAGUUACCCACAUCAGUCAGCUGUGUGCAUGGCCCUGCAUUACGCUCUGGUGUGCGUUGGUGUAUGCAGCCACAGAAAGUGUGCAUAGGAAAUAUUUAACACCUCUUUAUCAUCCUUUUUCUGCCUCUGCUUUGUCCACAGAAUGAAGGAAAAAAAAAAAAAAAAAGUGAGACAUACCACUUUGUUCUCAGGAGCCGGGUUUUGCAGGAUUAGUCCUGUAAAUCACAACUUUUCUGGGUCGGCAUUGUCUUAUUUGGGACUUGUGUGAUGCCAACACUUAAAGAAUAAAAAGCAGCAUUUGCACUUAACAUUUCAUAGCUGGAAGACUUUUUUCUUUCUUGGAACUGUGUACCUGCGUUGAGAGGAAAAUAGAUGUGGGGACAGAACCAUUUCCUCAGGAAAAUCAGCAGCAAAAAUACCACUAGCCCUGACAGGAGCAUGGUCCAAGAAACUUUUGCAUCCAACCCACUGGACUUGACCAGAUUCAGCCCAAUGAGUUCAAUGGGCCUGAUCCAGAAGGUCCUUAGUUUUGAAGUGGGAAGCGCGUUUCAAAGUAAAAGCUCUGCAAAUAUCUUCUCUCUGGCUUCCUGCUCUCUGCCACUAGUCAUCCUUGCCAGCAUGUUUACACUUCCCCUCGCCUGCGGUUGUUUUAUCAGGCAAUGUGUUUGUUCUGCGUCUAGUAUAAAGUAAGUGAGUAAGCGAGGGUUUCGCACACACAGGUCGUGCACACAUGCAGUGUGCCCAGGAUGACACGGACGAGUACAGUAUUGAGCAUUUUCGUCUUGUUUCUUCGUACCACUUUUGGGGAAAGUGGUUGCACUUCUGCAGAUGGUGAUGGGACCUUUGAAGAUGACGAACCAGGCAACUUUGACGUUGACUGCUUCAGCCAGCUGGAAUUUAAGGAUUCCUACAGCAGCCUGACCUGCAAUUUUACAGAGAUGCCUCCUCACAACACUAACUAUACCCUGGCUGUGUGUACCAAAGAAGACAGCAAUUAUGUGUGUUUCGAUAUGGAGAAACGGGAUGACGUGUAUUUCUUACAAUUCACUGAUAUACUCUCGAAUAAAGAUAUUUGCAUGGAAUAUGAGAUAAAGAGAAGAGUCUGCAGGAGUCUGUUCGUCACUGACAUUGUUAAGCCCGAGGUACCAUUCAAUAUCAACAUCACAUACCAAAAGGAGGCAAAUGAGUAUCUUAUUCACUAUAGUACACCACAUUCGUGGAAGAAAUACUUAAAGGACAAAUUAAUACACCAAAUAGCCUAUCGGCAGGGAGAAGGUCCUUGGAAGACAAUAGAAUCGCCAUACCUUCAGGUAAAGUUACUGGGGAAAAACCUCGAAACAGAUGCCUCUUAUGAGGUGAAAGUACGCUCGCAGCCCAAUGGAGAUUAUUUUAAAGGCACGUGGAGUGAAUGGAGUGUCUCCAAGAGCUUCAGGACUGCAGGAGAGCACUCUGUGGAGAGACAUAACAGCAUGUUCGUGAUUAUGCUCUCCAUCCCUGGAUUCAUUCUGUCAGUUGUCAUGAUUGUACUGAUCCUAAGUUUUUGGGAAAGCAGGAUCAAGCCUGCUAUGUGGCCAAACCUUCCUGAUCAUAAAAAAACUCUGGAGCAACUGUGCAAGAAACCAAAAAAUAAUUUUGAUAUAAGCUUUAACCCAGAGAGUUUCGGUUACGUUUUUAUCCAUAAAGUGGACGGCAUUCGAGCAAAAGCUGAACAGGAAAGUUUUCUGCAGCCACCAACUGCUCCAGAGACGAAUGUUCCAGCAAAGGUUAGGAGUGCAUCAGACCUGAAGAGGAGCCCUGCAAGGACAAACAAAAGCAACCUAAACCUGUCCAUGAGUUACGGAGGAAUCUGGUCAUCAGAAGCCCUGCAUGGACUCCUGGGAAGCAACCAGUCUGCAGGCACCGAAGGCGUCUGUGGAUCCAGCAUGUAUGAGGUGUGCCACAGCAGCGAGUUGCCCCUGUGUGACCAGGGUACUGACUUUCCCUCUGCUCCUCCCCUGGAUCCCUCAGGCCAACCUGGACCAGAGCCCCUGGAAGGUGACAUGGUGUCCCAGAUGCCACCUAGCAGUGAACUGAGGUCACCAAACAAUGAAGAAGCCUAUGUCACCAUGUCUAGCUUUUACAAAAAUCAAUAGACCUUACAGAUAUGACAGAAUGCUGUUUUUUCACCAACACAAGUGGGAUAAUGAAGCCGCCUAUUUUGUUUUCCUGUGUCCUGCAGCAGCGAGCUCCCACCUCCACCAUGCAUCCUGAUCACAGCGCAACGCUGUACCUACGAGGAAGUGGGUUCUUCAGCCUUUUAGUGUUGAGUGUCCUAACCUCCACUCUCAGCCUGCUGGCAGCAAUCUCCACUGUAGCAGAAAUGAAAUUUAAUUUAACCUGACUUUAAUCUUCAGAUAUGAUUAAUCCAGAGCAAUGACGCUGCACUCCUAGCCGAGGAUGACAGCAUCUUUCAUAAAAGUGAACGCUUCUGACAAGCUCUUAUUAAUGCCUAAGGAAGAAAUACAGUAGCAAAUUCAAGUUAAAUAGCAUCUGAUAUCUUUCACACCAACUCAGAUCAAGAAUAACUCCUCUGCAUUCAGUGGAAGUCCACAAGUUUGCAAAAUGCCAGUAAAUGAGAAUUGCGCCUAAGCAUUAAUCACCUGGGGAUUCAGGAGCUUGGCCACUGCAAAGGAGGUUCACAAAGCCCCCAGGAAAAAAAGGCACAUGGAAUCACUUUAAGAAGAUGUUUUCUCAGACUGAAUUUUUUCAGAUAGAUGAAAACAACACAAAACCCAGCAUGCAGCUCAUUUGACUACCCUGGAGUCAAAUUCAGGGUCCAUAGGAACUUCUGCUAGUAGUUUAUAUUAAAUACCUUCAGUUAUUUCAUGUAUUAGCAAUCUUUUUAGACAAGAACACAAAACAAAAUCAAUGAAAAGCAAACUCCUAGUUCUUCCUAUAACUGAAUCAGGGCUGUAAAACACAUGUUGCUGUCUUUCUCUGCAGCUCUUGCACAAGCAUUAGUACAGCAUGCAACUACUUUCCUGGACAGAAGGACUGAUCGGAUAAUGUUUUCUUGCUAACAUUAUCCCCAGUGACUGUGGCUGCAUGAGAAUACUUCGAAUUUGGCCAGGUACUUUUCUCAUGCAGCUUCUGGCCUAGAAAUAUAGAUGGAGCAUCAUGGAUCUUGCCACUCAUCUCAAGAUCCGUAUUUAUAAAGUAGUAGCUUGUAACUUGCCUGGAGAUAAUGUAGAAAAAGCCUUUAACAUUAUGACUAAGGAAGGCAUCCUGUCCCUUCCCAUUCACCCUUCUCUGGACUCUGUGCCCGUUUCUAAGGGGCUUCCCAUAGGCUGCCACUCCGGGAGGGCUGAGCCACUUCACUGCUCCUGUGGGAUGCUGCACGCUGCAGAGCACACGCUUGGAGACAAAGCUGCUACAGCCACACGGUUGCAUGACAGCCAAGCAGUGUGGCCAUGGGAAAUCCAAGCCACUUUGCUGUGCUCUGGGGUUGGGGUUCACCACACUGUGAAGUAUCAGUUCCUCUAGCUGCUUGAAAUCCUCCUUGUUUAUAUUCAUGUUCCCAGAGUCCAAGGGUAAAAAGAGUCCUCCCUCAUCCUCAGAGCUGCUUGAACAUUUUCUGACUGCUAAUAAGCACAGAGAAGUUGUUAUAUUUGACGUAGUCUGCUGGAGAAAAACAGCACUCCCAAGACAGCUCUCCACCAGCCCCAGCUCCACCUGACAUCUGGGGACCCUUCAGACAGGGAUAACUUUAUGGUCUCUGCAUGCAAAGUGGCAGAGAGUUUGACUCAUGAUACUCCAGUGACAUUUUACAGAAUUGUUUUUAUUACUGUUUCUCACCAAACGACAGGCUGAUUAAUGCAGUAGAAAAAGAUGAAAGCCCUGGACAUUCAUUUCCUUUAUGAUAUUUGUAUUUCAUUUUUAAAAAAAUAGCUGCUGGUAAUGCUUAUGCUGUGCAGACAUGCACAGUGCGACUGUAGAUGUGGAGAGACUGCACUGGGAAGAUAGCCUCUUCCAGUAACACAGUGACAAAGAGGGGAUAGAGGAAGAAGCAAAAGUGCAUCAGAAGAAUCCUGUACAGUAUGUGCUAUGCUUGUUCUGAGCUCAUACAUACAUUUUUAAUGGAUACAAGUGCCAUCACCAAUGUCUAUUUGCACUAUUUAAGCAGUAAGGUACCGACAUCUAAUAGUCUUUCUGCUUGUCCAGAAAGGUAUACAGAAUACAUACAGAAUACAGAAUAUAAACAAUUUCUCUGUAUUUCUUUAAUACAGAAAAAGAACCGGCAAUCUCGUGUUUAUUUACUGUAAUAUCUCAUGUUUAUUUACUGUAAUCACUCCGAAAUAGUUAUAUUUUUCCUGUGUAGUCCUCAUAUUUUUGCAUAGCUGCUAUGUUUAAACAAUCUUAUUCUCUGUGUCUAAUGAUUUUAUUUAAUUAGAUAACUUGUAACCUUGGUUUUAUAAUGUAUUUACUGUAUUAAAAGGACAUGGCUAUUUGCAUGACCUAUUUGUGUUGAUCUUCUGUCUUCUUGUGUACAUCUAUCAGGAGAGGGCUUACUCUGCCAUCACGGAAAUUGGGACAACUCCAUGGGCUCUACCCAGCUUCAGGCAGGAUAAAACUUAAAUACUUACAGACAGCUCAGAGGUGUGAAAGCAU